Schizophyllum commune H4-8 is the source of this 2396-nucleotide messenger RNA. RefSeq lists its product as uncharacterized. Gene Ontology annotation, molecular function: mRNA binding; translation repressor activity; protein binding. The record is from RefSeq and is a predicted model, not a curated record. Gene Ontology annotation, cellular component: P-body. Gene Ontology annotation, biological process: regulation of mRNA stability; nuclear-transcribed mRNA poly(A) tail shortening. The transcript has 6 exons. Bases 239 to 2227 code for a protein of 662 amino acids. Lineage: Eukaryota; Fungi; Basidiomycota; Agaricomycetes; Agaricales; Schizophyllaceae.
CCGUUAUUGUUCUUGUCGCUGGCAGUCUUCUCUGCGUUUUCCCUUGUUCGUUGAAGCCCAGCGCUGGAAGUCUUGUGCUCUUCACCGACUCUGAGCUAGACCGGCAGGCCCGCAGGUCGCGUCUAGAAAUUAUCAGCCCAGCUCAGCCUGCACGACAAGCCCUCCAGUGGCCCACCGUUUCUAACACCGUCCGCUUUCCAUUGACAUUGCACUUCAUUCACCGGCGCCAGCGUCCGACAUGAAUCUCCGCCCUCCCUCCUCAGCCAGCCGCAGCCCGUCCCCCGGGCCCCAAGAGAACGGCAGGAACGCCCACGUUCGGCAGUCCAUGGGCCCCUCUGCGAGAGGCACGCCGACCCUGGCUCCGUCAUCUCCCCGUCCGGGCGGUGGGCCCAGUGCCCGACCGACAAGCGAGCUGCUGAGCGCUGGAAGCGCUGGCAUGUUCCAAACCCCCGAAGCGGAGGCUUUAGACCAAUGGUUCGAAAAUCUCCAGAACUACGAAGCGACCCUCGAGGAGAUGGCCGCGGCGUCUCUGGACGUUAACUUUAAAGAGGAGCUUUCCGCCAUCGAGCAAUGGUUCAAGGUCCUUUCGGAAGCCGAGCGCACAGCCGCUCUUUACAGUCUUCUACAGCACUCUACCCAAGUUCAGAUCCGAUUCUUCAUCACCGUCCUCCAGCAGAUGGCGCGGUCCGACCCCAUGUCCGCCCUCCUUAGUCCUGCUAUGGGAUCUAUGCAGAGCCAGAUGGAAGCGAAGCUUGCGAGCAUGAACCUUAAGUCUCCUGGCCUCAAGUCCACCUUCCCCUCGUCCCCGACUGCCCGCAGCUUCAACACUGGCCCCAGCGGCGGCGCUGGCAACCGCCAGUCCGUUGUCUUGGAGCACGGCGCGAACUUCCUGUCGCCCGACGCGGCGAACACGAGCGUCGGACAGGAUUCGGCGGCGGCGACGCUCGCUCAGCAGCGCGCCAAGCUCAAGGCCAGCAACGCAGCGCACAGAAUCUCCGCCCCCGUCCUCAGCACCGGUGCGAAUGGUGCUUCGUGGGCCAGCGCGGCGGCUUCGCUCGGUCAGGUCUCGGAGAACAAUCAGUCGAGCCCGCCUGCGCAGGAGUCGAGCUCGCGCCCUAAGAGCACCGAGUUCAGCGGUGGCCAGCGCGCUAGCAUUGGCGGCGGCGAGCAGCUUGCGAACAACUCCCAGCACGACAACUGGGCGAGCAUGGUUAACACUCCUCUAGUGCCCAUGUUCCAGAAGGAUCACCGCCAGUCGCUCGACAGCGCUGCGAGCAAGCUUCAGGAGUGGUCGUCCGGCCAGAAGAGCCCUGCUCCUGGCGUCCCUCGCAUGGGCGAUCCGACCAUUCACAAGCGCGCGGCGAAGAGCUCGAACGGACAGGGCUCGGACACCAGCGCGGUAUACGACGAGAACGGCAACCUCAUUCAGGGCGGCAACGGUGCGGCGCGCAUGCGCAACGUCAGCCAGGGCGGACUCGGGCCAGUAGGAGGCGGCGCCGGCAGCUGGCAGGCCGGCGGUGCGCGGAGCCCGGCGCUCUCCAACACAUCUUCGGGCAGGUUCGGCGGCGACGAACCCAGCCCCAACCUCAACAACCUCGGCAUGCAGAUGAACGCGAUGAACGGCGGCCUGCCGGGUAUGAACGGCAUGAACGGCCUUAACGGCUUCAACAUGGGCCUCGGCAGCCCUACGAUGGGCAUGAAUGGGAUGAACGGCAUGCCCGGGCUCGGUGGCAUGUCCCCGAUGACGCCCUUCAACCUCAAUAUGCUGAGCGCGAUGGGCAUCUCCCCCGAGGCGCAGCUGCUCGCGGCGCAGAUGGCGGCAAGCGGCGCGUUCGGGCAGGCGAACUGGUCGGGCAACCCCCUGCUGAAUGCGCAGGGCAUGAACAACAUGCGCCAGCGCCCGGGCCCGCCCAGCAACCGCUCGACGCCGAACAAGAGCAUGGGCAACCCGGGCACGAGCACGCCGAAGCAGAACAGCGACGAGGACGUGGAUCCGGCGCUGCUCACGGACAUCCCCGGCUGGCUGCGCAGCCUGCGGCUGCACAAGUACACGCCGAACUUCGAGGGGAUGAAGUGGCAGGACAUGGUGGUGAUGGACGAGGCGGCGCUGGAGGCGAAGGGCGUCGCCGCGCUCGGUGCGCGGAGGAAGAUGCUCAAGACGUUCGAGGUGGUGCGGAAGAAAAUGGGCAUCGAGGGUCCGCCCUCGGCGCCGUCGAGCGCAGCUUGAGCGUCGGCAUGCGCGGACCUUCAAGGCUGGACAUGCGACUGAUUGCUCGCACGUUCGAAUACUUCCCCCGCUCUCUCUGUAAUCUCUGACAUACGAUGUCUCGUCCUAAUGAUUCCUGUCUAUGCUCUCCGCUUGUGUCCUCGUUCUCGCAGAAAAUACGAAUACCCGC